AAGGCAUUUUUGAUUAUGGUAUUUAUGUAGUAUUCAUUAUAGUAUUGAAAUAAAUAAGGGUAUGAUGGCACAUUUCCAGAAGAAAAUGGGUAAAGAUAGAAAAACUGAAGAAUUUGUUUCUGAUGAUGAUACAGAUGAGGAGGAAGUCGUGCUUGGCAAAAAGACAAGAGAACUUUAUAAUAAUCCGGAAGCAAUGGAAGCUAAACUAAAACAAAUGAAGACAGAUUUGGACUGGUUGCAAUGUAUGGAUAUUACAACAGAUUUAAAAGACGUAAACAUUCCAGGUGUUGAAAAAAAUGACACAAAGGGCGUCCAAACAGAUAUACAAGAUGAUUUUAAAAGAGAAAUGCUGUUUUAUUGUCAAGCACAAAUGGCGGCUAAGGAAGCUUUGAGCAGGUUACGAAGCCUUGAUAUUCCUACAGAACGACCAGAUGAUUACUUUGCAGAGAUGGUUAAAACUGACGUACACAUGCAGAAGAUUCGUCAAAAACUUUUGGAUCGUAAAACAAGCAUGGAGAAAUCAGAGAAAGCAAAAAAACAAAGACAACUGAAAAAGAUUGGGAAAAAAGUCCAACAAGAUGUCUUGCAAAAACGACAACAGGAAAAGAAAAAGAUGUUGGAAACUGUCGAUCGGAUCAAGAAAGGGAAGGAAAAAUUUAAUGAUUUUCACAAAAGAAACGAUGAUGAUAUGUUUAAUGUAUCGAAAGAAGACAAAAGGUCUGGACAAAAACGGAAGAGAAAAGAUGAGAAGUUUGGUUUUGGUGGUAAGAAACGAAAAGUGAAGAAAAACUCCGCCGACAGUUCAUCUGAUAUGACGUCAUUUAAAUCACAUCUUCACGGGAAAGCGAAGAAUGUCAACAAACAAAAAUUUGGUAACAAAAACUCAAAGAACGUAAAAUCUAAGCGCCUUGGUAAAUCGAGACGAAUGCAGUCCCGUGGAAAGAAGUAACGUGCACGCGCUGUAUAAUCGAGAUGAGCUAUUAAAACAUCUGGCAUGACGGAGCAAACGAGAAUACUGGUUUCUAUAGACUGCUGGAAGCUGUUAUUGUGUUUUGUACCACUUUCUGGUAGUUGGCCACCCUCCAAAAGAUGGUUUAAUUUUUAUGUAAAAUAUUCGGAUUAUUUUUCAUGUGAAAUAUAUAUAAAACUCCACAA
Molecule: messenger RNA, 1155 nt
Organism: Hydractinia symbiolongicarpus
Lineage: Eukaryota; Metazoa; Cnidaria; Hydrozoa; Anthoathecata; Hydractiniidae
Product: probable rRNA-processing protein EBP2
Exons: 9
Coding region: 62-949 (295 amino acids)
Biological process (GO): ribosomal large subunit biogenesis; rRNA processing
Cellular component (GO): preribosome, large subunit precursor; nucleolus; nuclear periphery
Source: RefSeq, a predicted model, not a curated record